GGGAAACUCGGAAUUCAGAAACAACAGCGAGAAAAAACGAAGAACAUUUUCCUUCACACACUAUCAUCGAGAAAUCUUCUGUUUGUAUCCUUAACCAAAUUUUUUUUAGGUCAAAUGGUGUACAUCAGUUCUUGGGAUGAAUUCGUCGAGAGAUCUAUACAGUUAUUUCGUGCGGAUCCUCAAUCUUCAAGAUAUGUAAUGAAGUAUAGGCAUUGCGAUGGGAAGUUGGUUCUCAAGGUCACUGAUAAUCGAGAGUGCCUCAAGUUUAAGACCGAUCAGGCACAGGAUGCUAAGAAGAUGGAGAAGCUCAACAACAUUUUCUUUACCCUGAUGGCUCGGGGUCCUGAUGCGGAUAUAACAGAAGUUUCAGGAAAAGAACAAGCAGAAGUGCAGCCUAGCAAGAAAGGAAGGGGAAGGAAACAGUAAGUGCUGGAUACAGAGGAAUCUAGGUUUGGGAAAAUUUUUGGAGGUGGAGAAGAUGACUUCUAUUACUACUUUGUUGAGCCAUUUGAUGCAAUUGAGAAAUGACAAGUAACCGUGUUGUUUUUUGUACCUUUACAGAAGGCUUUUUCAAUUACAAAUCGAACAUUGUCAUA
Molecule: messenger RNA, 596 nt
Organism: Telopea speciosissima
Lineage: Eukaryota; Viridiplantae; Streptophyta; Magnoliopsida; Proteales; Proteaceae
Product: signal recognition particle 9 kDa protein
Exons: 4
Coding region: 115-426 (103 amino acids)
Biological process (GO): SRP-dependent cotranslational protein targeting to membrane; negative regulation of translational elongation
Cellular component (GO): signal recognition particle, endoplasmic reticulum targeting
Molecular function (GO): 7S RNA binding
Source: RefSeq, a predicted model, not a curated record